Molecule: messenger RNA, 4969 nt
Organism: Gopherus flavomarginatus (Mexican gopher tortoise)
Lineage: Eukaryota; Metazoa; Chordata; Testudines; Testudinidae
Product: N-acetyltransferase family 8 member 3-like
Exons: 3
Coding region: 1323-1994 (223 amino acids)
Molecular function (GO): N-acetyltransferase activity
Source: RefSeq, a predicted model, not a curated record
UGCUUGAGUAGAACGGCAGCGUUUUCCCACAGCUGGGUGGCACCGUCCUUGGGGGUGAUGAUACAAACGCUGAAGGGGCCCGAUUCAUGGCGGCGUGUGGGAUUGCAGUCAAACGUGCUCAUCAGCUGAUAGCGGGAUGAAGUUAAGGGAUAGCUCUCACCUCCGGGGGAAGUAUCCACUUCCUGCGCCUGCUCGGGACUGUGCUCUAGCACCCGAGCCUGAAGUUGCACUUGGAAAUUGAGCGUGUCAGUUCUAGCCCCGUGAGAACACUUAGCCCCUGCAGAGUGAGCCGCUGAGCUCUGGCAGACGCACUGCACAGGAGGGAUGUGUGGCAGGGUCUCCCUUUUCUUGCUGUGCAUAGACUUGCUGAGCAAGCUGCCCUCGCCUUGCCAGGGCGGCUGGAGGAACUGGCGGUUGUGCCUGGCCCUGCUGUUGCUUUCAUAUGCAAACGGUUGCAGAGAGGGAGCAAAGUUUGCCCUGCUGCUCCAUUGGGGAUGGGGGAACAGCCAUUCUCCUGGCAUGGUGCCCAGGCCCCCUAGGUAUCGUAUGUCAGCCUUGGGGCUGGCAGUAGGGCAGGAGGUGGCCAGCACCAGUGGCUCUGUUUGCUCUCCCUCUUUCCCGGAGCAGCAGCGUGUCCCACCUAUGCUCACAGAGGGCAAGGUUCCUGGGUGGGCUGGAGGGCAGCGUGGGACUGCAGUAGGGGGUGGGGUUCUCGUCCAGCUGAACUGUUGCAAAGACCCCAUACUGUCCCCGCAGGCUGAGCUGCCUGCGUCAGGCUCUCUCUAAAGCUUGCUUUCCCUUUAAGCACCCUGGGCCCUGCCAGCUUUAAUAAUUGGAGUUAUACCCAUCUCCAAGAACUGGAAGGGACCUUGAAGGGUCAUCGAGUCCAGCCCCCUGCCCUCACUAGCAAGACCAAGUACUGAUUUUUGCCCCAGAUCCCUAAGUGGCCCCCUCAAGGAUCUGCUGGCUGGAUUCCCGGGGAGGGUGGCUACAUCUCGGCUCUGUGCAGCUAGUGUUUGUAUCACCACUGCUCUGGAGCUCCCAGCUCAAAGUGGGGGGGUUCACUCCGGCUGGGAGGCGCCGGGCUGGGGUCUGUGCACAGCGUGGGGCAAAGUCCCUGGAUACAGAGCGGCUCUUCUUCCACGAGUCCAGGAAGCCUCUUCUGAUCCUGAGUGUGGAAUCUCCGGGGACUCGGGAUCCAGGGAUCUGCUCCCAACCCCCCUGCAAGGUCAGCAGGUCGUCCUGAGCAGAGACAGCCCAACGGGCCGGCUGUGACCCUGCAGCGCUGCACCCCCGCUGGGUUCCCUGGGCUGCGCAGCUCCAUGGCCCCGUACCGCAUCCGGCAGUAUGAGGACAGUGACUACGAGGUGGUGCGCACCAUGUUCGGCCACGGGAUUAAGGAGCACGCUCUUACCGGCUACAUUCACAUGCUGAAGUGUCUCCAGACCCAGCUGCUCUUCCUGGGCCUGUUCCUGGCGGUGCUCGCAGCCUCCGGGUCCCUCCUGGUCUCCCUCCUGGCUCUCCUGCUCACUCUCAUUGGGGGCUGGUUUUGCGUCCGGUCUCUCUGGACCGAUUACGUCCAGCAGUCUCUUCGCAGUGACCUACUGGACAUCCGGAGAACCUACGUGGAGGCAGCAGACUCUUGUCUCUGGGUGGCAGAGGCUGAGGGGGCCGUGGUGGGCAUGGUGGGGGCCGUCCUGCCAGAGGACCCCUUGGAAAGGGGGCGCGCCCUGGAACUGAAGCGCAUGUCCGUGGGGAGGGAACACCGGGGCUGGGGCAUUGGCAGGGCGCUCUGCAGGACGGUCAUCCACUUUGCCCAGGAACGUGGGUACAGUGCGGUCGUGCUGUCCACCUCCAUGGUUCAGUACUCGGCCCAGCAGCUGUAUGAGAGCGUGGGCUUCCAGAGGGUCUCGGAGCGGUCCCCAUCGCUCCUCGCCAGCUUCCUGCAGUUCUCCGUGUUCUAUUACCGAUACGAGAUUCCCGGGUCUGGCUGAAGGCUCAGGGGUGGCGAUUCUUCACCUGCCCACUCAGCCGCUGAGAGCUUUGCCUGGCUUGUUAAUUAACUCCCAACAAAGUUGAUACAUAUUUACCUUUUUGGUUAAAAAAUAACUGAGCUUGGAGGAAAAGUCUCGCUCGCAUGACACUGCUCUGGUGCUGGCUUGGGAUUAUUGUUCCCCGAGGGCCAGGGGCUCCCCUUUCCCCACAUCCACCUGGAUCUGAAUUUCACUCCUGGAGCUGAGCCGGCCAGGAUCGGACUCACCCCCAUUGCUCAGUGGUUCCUAGAUGAUCCCUGACCCCUAAAAAAACCAGGCGACCCUGGCAAGGAAACCUCCAUGAAGGUUCAUUUGAAUUUUCACCCACUCUUCUUUGACACGUUCAUGUCUCAUUCCUGUCAUCCACAAAUGUCCAAUCCUUGGAUCUUGCCAAUUUCUUCACCCCUGCACAACAUCCAGUAGCAGUGAGUUCCACAGGCUGGCUAUGUGUUGUGUGGAAAGGCAAUUCCUUUGCUAGGUUUACAAUGUCCCAGCUUUCCCUUUCGCUGGCUGUCCCCUUGUCGGUGUAUCCUGGGACAAGGAGAACAGAAGCGCUGGAUCUUCGUUCUGUAGCCCAUUCGUUCUUUUAUUCACGCCUUAGAAAGGAGACGGAUAAGAGUGAACAAGCCCAGGCUCACUGAGCUCUUCAUGGGAGAGUUUUUCCAGGCCCUCGUUCAUCCCCGUUGCCGUCCUCUGAACCUGCUAGUUCUGCAUUGUCCUUUUGGAACCGGACCGUAUCCGGAUCGACCUUCUCUUUGCUGGCCUGUGUGGACUGGGCACAUCACUUGCUCUCGCUCCUCGCAGUCCAGAGAACUCAGCACCUCCCCGACAGCCCUGCUCGCUCACCCGUUUCCAGGCAGCGUGAGGUGUCUCGAUCGCAGCAGCAGCAGCCCUGGCAGGAGACGAGCGAGGGUGCAGACGCCCAGCUUGGCCGGAGCACACAACUCAGUCUGGGGGGUCGUGUCCUCGGUGCUAAGGGCACAGCUGGGUGGCUGGUUCCCAGGGCCAUCGACGGAGACGUGCUAGCUCUGAUUUGAGCUGCUGGGCCAAAAGUAGCCAUAUGCCUGCCAGAGCUCAGGCUAGCUGGCUGGGUAUGUACCCAGAGGAGGGCAGCUGGGACUGGACUAGGCGGCUGACCAGAGCUAUGGGUCUCCCGGAGCAGUGUGACCCAAAGGGCCUCGUGUGCCAGCAACAAGCAGUGCCGCCAGAGCCCCGGCCCCACCCCGCACAGGGGCUGGGAAGUGCCAAUCUGUUGGGGUCCUCGGCUGGGUGGUGCCGCCCAGGGAGAAACCCUGCUCUGUGGUCAGCAGCCAGCAGCCGGGAUUCUGCAGCAUCAGCUCCUCCCCAGCCAUUCCCAGGGCAGGGACUCCUGCAGCAGCUGAGCCAGGCCCCAGGGGCUGAUGGAGAGCAGGCCCCGCAGCAGGAGGAAUGCCUGGUUUUAAUCCUGCCCAGCACAAGGCUGGGCGGUGCAGUGGUUAGGGCACUAGCUUGGACUGGGGCGAUGCUGGAUCUAUGCCCUGCUCCACCACAGCCUGCCUGGGUGCCCUUGGGCCAGUCACUCAGCUGCUCUGUGCCUCAGUCCCUUACUGUGCUGGGGCGAGCAGCCCUGCCCUGCCUACAGCGGAGUGUGAGGAGAGAGAUGGUUUUAGGAAAAGGAAAUCCUGCCUCACCAAUCUACUAGAAUUCUUUGAGGGGGUCAACAAGCAUGUGGACAAGGGGGAUCCAGUGGGUCUAGUGUACUUAGAUUUUCAGAAAGCCUUGGACAAGCUCCCUCACCAAAGGCUCUUAUGCAAAGUGAGCUGCCAUGGGAUAAGAGGGCAGGUCCUCUCAUGGAUCGGUAACUGGCUAAAAGACAGGAAACAAAGGGUAGGAAUAAAUGGUCAGUUCUCAGAAUGGAGAGAGGUAAAUAGUGGUGUCCCCCAGGGGUCUGUACUGGGCCCAGUCCUGUUCAACAUAUUCAUAAAUGAUCUGGAAAAAGGGGUAAACAGUGAGGUGGCGAAAUUUGCAGAUGAUACAAAAUGACUAGAGCGGUAGCCGUGUUAGUCUGUAUCAGCAAAAACCAGGAAGAGUCCUUGUGGCACCGUAGAGACUAACAAACUUAUUUGGGUAUAAGCUUUCGUGGGCUAGAACCCACUUCAUCAGAUGCAUGGAGUGGAGAAUGGCCUAAUGCCCUGCCUCCGCCAGCCCCCAGCACUGGGUCUGCUGCUGGGAAUUGGAAGAAUCCAGACAAUAAUGACGGCUUUAGAACUGCCAGAGGCGCUGCCCAGGCCACAGAGGAGAGAAGCCAAGAGCCCAAGGAGCCAGGACCCCCCUUUCCUGGCACAUCGUAUUUCUCCAACUAGCUCAGCAGUGGAGCCCUCUCCUCCCGGUGAUGCUGCACCAGCCCGGUCCAGCCCCCCUUCCCCCGGCCUCAGAAGCUGCCACUUGGCAGCAGAAGCCAGGCCCAGGCUCGGUACCCGUCUCCCCGUGCCCAGCUCCGCUGGCAGGUACAAUGGGCGGCUUAUUGGGCCCUGUCAUAAACAGAUAGUUAAGGGUUAAUGCCUCUUUUACCUGUAAAGGGUUAAGAAGCUCAGUGAAUCUGGCUGCCACCUGACCAGAGGACCAAUGAGGGGACAAGAUACUUUCAAAUCUUGGUGGGGGGGAGUCUUUGUUUGUGCUCUUUGUUCUGGGGUUUGUUCGUUCUUGGGACUAAGAGGGACCAGAUGCCAAUCCAGGCUCUCCAAAUCUUUCUAAAUCAGUCUUUCAUGUUUCAAACUUGUAAGUAACAGCCAGGCAAGGCAUGUUAGUCUUAUUUUUGUUUUCUCAACUUGGAAAUGUUCCUUUUUUGCUGGAAGGAUUUUACCUCUGUUUGCUGUAACUUUGAACCUAAAGCUAGAGGGGGUUCCUCUGGGGUAUAUGAAUCUGAUUACCCUGUAAAGUAUUUUCCAUCCUGCUUU